Neoarius graeffei (lesser salmon catfish) is the source of this 1392-nucleotide messenger RNA. RefSeq names its product tetratricopeptide repeat domain 9B (gene ttc9b). The transcript has 3 exons. Gene Ontology annotation, molecular function: protein binding. Bases 1 to 672 code for a protein of 223 amino acids. The record is from RefSeq and is a predicted model, not a curated record. NCBI's taxonomy places the organism in Eukaryota, Metazoa, Chordata, Actinopteri, Siluriformes, Ariidae.
AUGCACAGCACGCUGCUCCAGCCUGUAAAGCGGAGCCAGGCCGCGGGUGGAGACGGAGGCGGCUUCGGAGGAGGAGGAGGUGGUGGAGGAGGUGGUGGUGGAGGAGGACCCGGAGCACGAAGCGCUGAGAUGGAGGCCAAAAUCCAAAAGGCGAUCGACUUCAAGCUGGAGGGUCACCGCUGCUACAAGGAGAAGAAAUUCCGCGAAGCCAUCGGCAAGUACCACCGCGCGCUGCUGCAGCUGAAAGGCGUGCAGGUGGCAGCGGGCGGCGGCGGCGGUAGCGGCGGAGACGGAGACGUGGAGCUCCUGAACCGAGCCGCCGCCGAACAGCUCUCUGAGGAGCAGCGGCGCGCCGUCAGGAGCACCGAGAUCGAGUGUUAUGACAGCCUGACAGCGUGCUUGCUUCAGUCAGAGCUGGUGAAUUACGAAAGAGUCAAGGAGUAUUGUUUGAAGGUCCUCGGUCAUCAGCAGGAUCAUUUCAAAGCCAUGUACCGUGCCGGCAUCGCCUUCUACCAUCUGGGAGACUACGAUUGCGCCCUGCGCUACCUUCGCGAUGCCAAGAGCCGUGAACCCACAGACACAAACGUGUUGCGAUACAUCCAGCUGACGGAGAUGAAGAUGAGUAAGAGUGGUCAGCAAGUGCGGGAAAGCAACAAAGAGUCUCUGGGUUAAUCUCUGCCCAUUCCUCUGUUCAUUUGGCCAUCCUUUCCACAAAUCUCUCCCUCCUUUUCCCUCGACACCCCUCGUACUCUGGACUACCAGGACCCCUGUACUGUGCCCUUUAGUGAAGAUGGACUGCUUUUGGCACAGAAGCCCUUCGACUCGCCCUCCCACUCUGAAUCCUCUCUGUCCCUUUAAAACCAAACCGCCCCGGUGCUUUCAGUUUCCCAGGUACUGACAGGGAAAAAAAACAAAACAAAAAAACACGACAAAGCAACAAAAAUCACUGAAAAUCUGUAGGAAAAUUCACACGGACCUGAUAAAGGACCUUAUAUAUUAUUGGGGAGGUGAACGAGCAGUGAAGUGUAGCUGUAGAGAGGUGGAGGUGUAUUACUGUGUGGCCAUCAUCUUUAACUAUAAAAGAGCACACAUAUCAAAGCCACAGUGCUGCGCCAGAACAAAUGCUACUAAAUAGGGCCUAGGAUUAAGCAGAUGACCUUUGAACUCAAGCGCACUACAUCACACAUCUCCUUCUUCCUGGCUGAAGGGAGCAGGAGAGAAAAUGCAAUUCUGCAAUUCUGUCUCGCCGGAUACUACUGAUCUCUUUGCCUGCGUUUUGAUUUAUUCCUGGUUGUAUUUAUGUUCUCUUUCUCAAAUUUGGCUGUAUUUAUUCUUUUUUGAACAGUUUCAAUUCAAGGGCUAAUUCUAAGGUUUGUAAUUCGUCCUUUGAUU